AUGUUCCACAACUCUUCCAAGUUCGCGCUCCUGGCGGUUUUCGGCGUAGCCGCCGCUGAGGAAGCCGUGGUCUCGCUUUUUAUUCCUCUCUUUGCCCCUAACUUCGUCGUGGCCUCUGUUGUCGAUGUAGGCGCCGACGAGACGACUUUUGCUCUCGCCUGCCACUCUCAAGUGCCCCAGACCGAAUGCGGCAUCAGCAACCCUGUUCAGCUGGUCGCAGGCCCUUCGACUAUGGCUCUCACUGCCACCCUCGAAUACACGUCUGCUUCUCCUUCCGAAGUCCUUCCGAUGAGUCUUCGGCUGUGGCAGACGAGUCUUUCGACGACGAAUGCCGCGGGUGAGGCUGCGACGACGACCGAAGCUGGCAACGCGGCGCUUCCCCGAAUGACCCAAAACGCCGUCCUGGCAAGGUAUCGCUGCCGUUGUCGGUGGUGCCAUGGUGCUGUAAGAUGUGUCGUUCUGCGCCUGGCGAGUCGUGCUAUACUUCCUGCUGGGCUUCUCGGUUUCAUCUCAGUGCCAGUCGGAACAUGCUCCAUUAUGAUCACGAGAAAGACUGCCAUGGUGCUCAUUGCUUUCACGACUCUCUUCUUCGUCGGCCUCACUGGCUGGACCUACUGGCGGAUCACCAUGUCACCCCGGGCCAUGGAGCGCGGUUAUCAGCAGCAGCGGACAGACCGGCCUGACGAGAUGCCGGGGGUUUAA
Verticillium alfalfae VaMs.102 is the source of this 702-nucleotide messenger RNA. RefSeq lists its product with no specific name. The coding region runs from base 1 to 702 and encodes 233 amino acids. NCBI's taxonomy places the organism in Eukaryota, Fungi, Ascomycota, Sordariomycetes, Glomerellales, Plectosphaerellaceae. The record is from RefSeq and is a predicted model, not a curated record. The transcript is spliced from 3 exons.